CCUGCCUGGCUCCAGAAGGUUCAGAGGAGAUUGGGCCUGUCCUACACAGGAACACACAUACAAACACACACCCUUCCACACAGCUACCAUCGGGCUGGUCAAUAUGGACUAUGAGCCAAAGCGAACCAAUAAGAAGCUGAGGGUUAUGCCUUUGAAGACCAGUGUGGAACAUGAUUGCAUUCUCAUCCUGUCUGAUGCUUACCUGAGAGACAAUGAGAAACUCCUGCUGAGAAUCCCCACACAUGAAAUCGCUGCUGCCUCCUACCUGCGGGAUUAUGCACUGCACAUUUGUGCUCAGAACUGGCCAGUAGAUGCUGCAGAGGAGUACUGCACGCUCAUCUGUCAAAUUCUUCAGAUCAUCUAUGGACAUCAGACCAUUGAAUGUGUCAACAGGGCAGGAUAUCACUACACCAUGCCUGACCGCCAUUGGCCACAUAGGAGUGACAGCUGCCUUAUUGACAUGACAUAUGGCUAUGACACAGAAUUCAGCUGCUGCAGUUCAUAGCAUGAGGCCCUUUAUUCCAGAUAAGGAUGUAGGAGUGUUUGAGACAUUUCUGGAAGACAUUGGGAUCCGAGAGGGUGGGAUUUUGACGGACAGUUUUGGCCGGAUCAAGAGGAGCAUGAGCAGCACAUCUGCCACAGCAGUCGGUGGCUAUGAUGCCUGAAUUCUCUCCUCCAGUUCAGGAUCUUAACUGCAGAAUUGAUGACAUCACACACAACUUUGAGACUGCAGGUUUUGAAGAGGGGAACUGAGACAUAGAAGAGGAAGCCUAUUUUUUGUGAAACACAGAGAAUGAACUUACUGUACCUACUGUGUAAAUGUAAGCCACUGUAUAUUUAAACUGUUGCACUGGAGAGUUUUUGAAAACAGGGUUUAGGUCACAAAUUUCUUUGAUUAAUAUAUAACAUAGUAUAUAUAUAU
Molecule: messenger RNA, 922 nt
Organism: Carassius auratus (goldfish)
Lineage: Eukaryota; Metazoa; Chordata; Actinopteri; Cypriniformes; Cyprinidae
Product: cerebral cavernous malformations 2 protein-like
Exons: 5
Coding region: 104-505 (133 amino acids)
Biological process (GO): heart morphogenesis
Source: RefSeq, a predicted model, not a curated record